GCACAGCAUCCCUCGGGGAAGCGUAAAUCUCUUGGUUCGGAGGCGGAUUUGGGAUCCUGGCUUGCGGUAAACGGCGAGCCUCGGCCUCGACUGGAUCAAGUUGAAAAUAUCGAGACUGCAUCUCUAUUGAGGCCGCGUUUCAAAUAAACUUUGGGCGCUUUUGUAUAAGAAGCUCAAGAUAUUUCCCAGCAGAGGAAGUUUGAAAUGUCUUCUCCUCACCUUCAUCGGCGGGCUUAAUAUCGCAUACACACUCCCUUCCCAACGACCGCUCUCUUAGUCUCCCAAACUUGUAUCUAGAACUAGUUCAUUCCCACUAAUAGCUUAUUCCCCGCACCCUCCCCUCCCGUAAUCAACCAUGCUCACCUCGACCGUCUUCGCCAUCGGAGCGGCCGCUCUUCUCGGCCAGGCUCAGGUCGUGGUCGGUCAGGCAGACAUCAAUGCCGUCUUCCGGAGCGCCAUCGCCACCGAGAACUGGGCCACCGCCGACAUCACAAACGACCCCUUCUACGACCUGCCCUCCAACUUCUCCAGGGAGAGCUCCCGGCCCGGCGACCUGCUCCGCUGGCAAGACGUGCCCUUCCGGCAAUUGGCCACCAACUUUACGCGCAUCCCCCGCGGGAUGUCGCUGUCGCGUUUCGUCUACGUGACGGAAGAUAAGGACCGCAAGCCGAUCCCGUCCAGUGGCUACGUUCUUUUGCCGUAUUCGCUGCCCCAGGGCCAGGAGAAGUUCCGCACCAUCGCCUGGGCCCACGGCACGGCCGGAAACGCGCGCAAAUGCGCACCCAGCAACAAUCUGCAGCUCGAUUACGCCUGGCAGGCACCCUUCCUGUACGCCUCGCAGGGCUUCGCCGUCGUCGCUACCGAUUACGCCGGGCUGGGCGUCGAGAUCCCCAGCACUUUCCAAUACGAAGCUGGUGAUUUGCACGCUGCAGAUGUGGCCUAUUCCGUCGUUGCCGCGCGCAAAGUCCUCGGCGCCCACCUUACGGACGAAUGGGUCGUCGCUGGCCACUCCGAGGGCGGCAUGACCGCAUGGCGCACCAACGAGCGUUUGGCUCGCGAUGGGCAGGAGGAACUUCUUAAAGCUGGCAAAUUUCUCGGUGCUGCCUCGAUUGCCCCCGCCCUGCAGCCGAUCCAGCUUAUCCCCAAGGAGAUCCAGAGGGCCGGCCCGAACGGCACCCUGGGCAUCAACUCGGUCUACGUGCUCCAGGCCCUCGAGGGAAUCUACCCCAGCAUUAAACUGUCCGACUACGUCAGCGAUGCCGUCUUGUCCAUGAUGCCAUUGAUCAACCAGUCGUGCCUGCUCACCGGUGCCGCCCUGAUCGGCACCCUCAAGGCUUCCCAGGUCUUUAAGAACACCAGCUGGAUCACCGGGCCCGAGAUGCAGGACUGGCAAAAGAGGAUCAAUGGUGCCGGGCCCCACAAGCUGGCCGGACCCAUGAUGGUCGUGCAGGGCGACAUCGACACCCUCACCUACCCCGAGAACAACGAGGCCGACUUUGAUGCCACCUGCCAGGCCUUCCCCGAGUCCAGCAUGGAGUGGCUGUCUGUGCCCCAGGCUGCCCACGAGACCGCCCUCGAGGCCGGUGCCGACCGUUAUGUGCCGUGGAUAAAGGCCCUUUUUGACGGCAACGUCCCCGCUCAGGGCUGCACCAAGUCGGUGCUUGCCAACUUUACCAACACCUUCCGCCGCGACUAAGAUUCCCUCACCCUUGAUGAACUUUCGUAUAAAGACUCACGCAUAGAAAUUGUUUUUUUUUCCUGUACAUGUAUAACGAUGCGACAAGUUCAGCGCUUACUUGGUGGAACAAUACGAUCUGCAUACAGCGGCAUUUGUCUCGGCUUGUUUCAAACAUUUAUGUAGUAGUAGUAGUAGUAUUAUUU
This is a messenger RNA of Pyricularia oryzae 70-15, 1881 nucleotides long. RefSeq lists its product as uncharacterized. Gene Ontology annotation, biological process: lipid catabolic process. Gene Ontology annotation, molecular function: triacylglycerol lipase activity. The transcript has a single exon. Bases 356 to 1696 code for a protein of 446 amino acids. Lineage: Eukaryota; Fungi; Ascomycota; Sordariomycetes; Magnaporthales; Pyriculariaceae. The record is from RefSeq and is a predicted model, not a curated record.